AUUGCAGAUCUUUGUUGGCGUUUGUGUUGUUAUUGGGAAAGGACUGCACAUGGCCUAUGGAGGACGUACAAGGGGGUAAAAAUAAGCCCAUUAGUCAUUCCAGCAAGAUUUAAAACAUCGUCACAGUGGAAAUAUGAGUUUAGAAACACUUCUACAAGCAGCUGAGUUUGUGGAGUCGUCAUCUGGGCCAAAUAAGAAGGAAAAUACCUCGAAUCCACGUGGGAACCUUUCUAGCAAUGYUUURGUGGAUAGACGACGAGUUGUCUCGGAAUCUGACGCAAGUGAACGACGUAGAAGACCAGGAGGUGCUGGUACAAGAGAAACUCACAAUAAGCUAGAAAAGAACAGACGAGCACAUUUGAAAGAAUGUUUUGAUAUUCUCAAAAAGCAAGUCCCAACAUUAGAAGAGAAGAAAACCUCCAAUUUGAACAUUCUAAGAAGCGCUCUAAAGUACAUUCAGACAAUGAAAAAACAAGAGCAAGACUAUGUGACUCAGGUUGAUGUUUUAAAAGUCAACAACAAAAGUCUUUUAGAACGCUUAGGUGCUCUCAAAGGAAAAGCGAAAUCGGAGGUAAACGAACAGAGUGCAUCUUCAACAUCUGCAGAGAUAAAACAAUCUUCCCUUUCAAAGAAACCUACCUCUUUACCUUCUGAAAGCCUGGACUCUCGAAUUCUACCCAUCUCGGUUGCAACUCAGACGUCUCCAAACUUGGACAAGGAAGGUGCAMCUMAUUCUUCUGCUGCAGAACUAGAAGAAUCAGGCCGCAAUACUUGUGUUAGCACAAGCAGCACCGAUACYGGGGUUGARGGUGAUGAAUCAGAUAGAAAAAUAUCGAUAUGUGAAGAGGAUGACGAGAAAACUGACACAGACGAGGAUCUAAACGAUGAGGACAAUGACCAAGACAUUGAAAUAGAUGUUGUUGGCCCGGAUGACAGCUCAUCCAGUGAUAGCCUACAAUUAAACGUAGAAARUAAUGAAGGACAAUGUGAAGUCAAUGGUGARAUUGACGAGGAAAAGAAAAAUUUGUCRGGGGAAACAAGAUGUAGAAAUACAGCAAAGUUUAAUCGAAAGAGAUCCAAGUCAGAAGUGAAGUGUGAAGAGGAUUCUGAUUACGAUGAAAACACCAAAGAAGAACCAAAAAGUAAGAUCCAGGCGUGUGCCAGGGUGAGCGUGUAACUUAGACGUCUCUAYAAUUAGCUGGRUUAUUYUUUCUUUGUAUUAGUUAUUUCAAGUCGUAGUCAGUGAAUAGAGCGGUUGGUAGGCACGGUGGUACCCCUUUUAAGCGGUCAGUGACUGGGGUUUUAGUUCCGUAGUGCCUAUUUGAUAUAGGUGCAUCGUUGGCCGCUAAAUAGAGAUUGAGURGAGGGUGACUAGAGAAUUGGAACAUUGGGCCUAAAGAAGGUGACCGCGUAACAGAAGUAYCACUGUUUGAAGGUUAUUGAUUAUUUAAGCWAUGCCCAAUAUAAGGCUGUGCCUUACUUAGGCAUUUUUCCCACGUYUUGAUCUCAUAGCGAAAUUUGUGCCAAGCCUGCAAAUACAGCUGCAGGCCCAUUACUGUAUUCCCAUGAAUUGACCUGUAUUURAAGGUGUCCAGAGCUUAGUCAAGUCACCUUUAUAAUCAUUCACUUUAGGGUAAACGUGAUAAAAAAACUUUGAUUCGUUUACAGUAAAAUAGUAGUUAUAAAACCUCAGCUUACCAUCUUUCCAAUAAUUUUACUCUAGUAACUAUUACUCUAUCGUUAGGUAAUUAAAGUAUUUAGGAAUUUAAAAAUUCUUACAUAAAUAAUAGGAAAAUUUACGUAUCAGUAGAAUUAUGUUGUACUAAAUGGGAAUGUGCUGCCAUUAACAUUGGYUUCGUCACAUUUUACCAGAAUUGCAAGUGAAGUCACAAAACCCCUGAAAAAGAUAUAUUAAAUUAAUACACCUUGGUAGGCUCUAAUUGCAUUGUGUCUUGUGGACUGUCACACUUAAGUCAAUUUCACGGGUUUUAUGAGAUCAUUUUGUUUCGUGAAAAUUCGUUGUUGAUCGAUCAAUGGGAAUCAAAGGAAUUGGCGUAAUUUGGUAAUAUUUUGUUAGUGCUUCUAAUACUUUAGUACUAUUUUCAUGGAGUUAGUGGGCUGGCUCUUAGAAUGGAAAUCUGACUAAUAGAGCGGAUUCCGCGUGACUGCCGUCCAAGAAACACGACACUUGCGUACCGAGAAGAAUUUUUAUAAGGCUUCAUUACCAGGCGAGGUUCCGCGUCGUGUCCGUUSCUUGAUCGGUGGGAUUGCACAGUCAUAUGAAGGCUGCACUACUGCUAAGGGAGGUGCUGUAAAUGUUUAUUUGGCGAAGUCACCAAGCGACUUCAUAUGAUAGCUAUCAGCCAUUUUCAAAUAAUUAGGUUUUUGUUGAGCUGUGAUACUCYCGGUAUUCAGUUUGUUUGCUUUAGUAAUUUUCGUUUAUGACUGAAUUGAGUCGGAAUGUAGUCAUAAAAGAAGAUUUUCGAAAUCUAUUCUGUAUAGCAGCUCAAACGAUAUGUCGGAUAAAAUGAAUUUACUGUAGCUGCACUGACGCCUCCAGUCCGGCUAUAGAUAAUUGAAUGUUAUGUUAACUGGAGUUACGACCGGCAUUGUAAUAGAGUUGGUUUCUGGUAUAGUCUAAAUUUAUAAUAUAGUCCACGCACUAAAUCUUCGAAACAAAGGUACAAGUGACGUCAAAAAACCCCGUGAAAUACGCA
Messenger RNA from Exaiptasia diaphana, 2717 nucleotides. Its product is annotated as max dimerization protein 1. The transcript has 5 exons. Gene Ontology annotation, molecular function: RNA polymerase II cis-regulatory region sequence-specific DNA binding; protein dimerization activity; DNA-binding transcription factor activity, RNA polymerase II-specific. The record is from RefSeq and is a predicted model, not a curated record. Gene Ontology annotation, biological process: regulation of transcription by RNA polymerase II. Bases 134 to 1177 code for a protein of 347 amino acids. Lineage: Eukaryota; Metazoa; Cnidaria; Anthozoa; Actiniaria; Aiptasiidae.